Meriones unguiculatus (Mongolian gerbil) is the source of this 4658-nucleotide messenger RNA. It is a transcript of the gene Plcxd3, whose product is annotated as phosphatidylinositol specific phospholipase C X domain containing 3. The record is from RefSeq and is a predicted model, not a curated record. Gene Ontology annotation, molecular function: phosphoric diester hydrolase activity. The transcript has 3 exons. The coding region runs from base 271 to 1236 and encodes 321 amino acids. NCBI's taxonomy places the organism in Eukaryota, Metazoa, Chordata, Mammalia, Rodentia, Muridae. Gene Ontology annotation, cellular component: synapse. Gene Ontology annotation, biological process: lipid metabolic process.
AGUCUGAAGGGAGGGGGAGAGAGCAGAGAGCGAAGCACGGACGUCGGGAACAAAAGCUCUAGCAGUGGAGUCUGGCGAAGGCUAGGAGAGAGCAUGGGGUGUUUUUGAAUAAUUAUUAAAAUGAGCAUGUGUCUGCGCCAUCCUGUGGGUGUGGCGCAGAGCGGAGUGUAAACUCUAGCGGGGCCGAAGCAAACAUUGGCUUAGCGGCAGCAGCUGCCAGCCUGUGCCUAGGAGUGUGGGGACCAGCGCAGCGGCAAGCAGACCGGCACCAUGGCCUCGUCUCAGGGGAAAAACGAGCUGAAAUUCGCCGACUGGAUGGCAACUCUGCCUGAGAGCAUCCACAGCAUUCCCCUCACCAAUUUAGCCAUCCCAGGGUCCCAUGAUUCCUUCAGCUUCUACAUUGAUGAAGCCUCUCCAGUAGGCCCUGAGCAGCCAGAAACUGUCCAAAAUUUUGUCUCUGUGUUUGGAACUGUAGCCAAGAAGCUGAUGCGGAAAUGGUUAGCCACUCAAACAAUGAGCUUCACUGGUCAGUUGGGAGCUGGAAUCCGUUACUUUGACCUUCGAAUUUCCACGAAGCCCAGAGACCCAGACAAUGAACUGUACUUUGCUCAUGGCUUAUUCAGUGCCAAAGUCAAUGAGGGUCUUGAAGAGAUCAAUGCAUUUCUCACAGAUCAUCACAAAGAGGUAGUAUUCUUGGACUUCAACCAUUUUUAUGGAAUGCAGAAAUACCACCAUGAAAAACUGGUCCAAAUGCUGAAAGACAUCUAUGGAAACAAAAUGUGCCCAGCCAUUUUUGCCCAGGAAGUAAGUCUAAAGUACCUAUGGGAGAAGGACUAUCAAGUAUUGGUCUUCUACCACAGUCCAGUGGCACUGGAAGUGCCCUUUCUUUGGCCUGGGCAGAUGAUGCCAGCACCCUGGGCAAACACAACAGACCCUGAGAAAUUGAUCCAGUUUCUUCAGGCAUCCAUCACUGAAAGAAGAAAGAAGGGCUCGUUUUUUAUAUCUCAGGUGGUGCUGACACCCAAAGCAAGCACUGUGGUCAAGGGUGUGGCAAGUGGCCUCAGAGAAACAAUCACAGAAAGGGCUCUUCCAGCCAUGAUGCAGUGGGUCCGCACCCAGAAGCCAGGAGAGAGCGGCAUCAAUAUUGUCACUGCUGAUUUUGUAGAACUUGGUGAUUUUAUCAGCACUGUCAUAAAACUCAACUAUGUCUUUGAUGAGGGAGAAGCCAACACUUGAUAUUACUCUUUGGGAUGUCCAUGAGUAAGAUAGGAAAGCCUCAUUGUAUUAGACAUAUUAUCAACAACCCUCUGAUUUCCCUAUUCCACUGAGUCUCUGAAGGAAUUAGGGCUGGAAGUGGGUGGGAAAAGAGGGUAAACCAUGUCUUCAGUGAUUGUAACCAUAUUCUGCAUUACUCUAUAAAUAUGCCAUCAUUCCCAUUUGGUGAGCAAAAUCUACUUCUAGUGUUAGGAAUAGAAAAGAACAGUGAAUUUUGUUUUUCAGAAUUAAUGUUUGUGAUAUGUAACUCAUGAGUGUUUACUUGACUGCAUUUUCUAAUUUCAACCUUGGGCUCCUAUAUUGUUCAUACCCUCUACUCUUUCCACUCCCUCUCUCUUGCUCCCUCUUCCUAAUUAGAUGCUUUAUGGGUCUCCAAACAAUUGAAUGCCCAACAUAUUGUGUAUUGCACUGUUGUAAUGAAAUGUGUUUGUUUUGUGACAAUUGGUAAAGUAUUCCAUAGUCAUCUGUAAUUGGGCAAUCAUAGUUAAUUCUUGGUCGUAGAAAAUAUGCAUCAAAUCAGUUUCCCUGCAUUAGUAAUAUUGGCAGUUAUUAGUGAUUUUUGUGUUCUAUUAAAACAAUGGUGUUUCACAGUAUUUCUGUGUGAGGCAGCUAUGACUAUUAUGCAAAUGGAUUUCUGAAAAGACUGUGAGUGUCAGGUCCAUAGUGAAAAAAAGAAGAAUGGCACAUGCAGAGACAGAUGCUAUUUUAAUUCAGCAAAGUCUGAAAUACUAACGCCCAGCGAAUGUCAAGCUACAAGUGUGUGGAAAUCAGCAAAAAAAAAAAUUAAGUUUUUAUAAACUUCUCUUAAUAAUUGUAUUUUUUCUAAAAUUCAAAAUAGAAAGACCGUGACCAAUUUCCUAUAAAAUUGAGGUUCUAAAUGCAUAAUUCUAAAACCUAGAUUUUGGAAACAAAAAGAAGCUUUAUUGAUGUUUAUGACUUAGAAAGAAGAAAAUGACAGAAUGUAGAGGGAGUUAGAACAAUGUUUUUGAGACUAUACCCUUAAUCUCUGUAGUUCCUUUACAAAUUCUUUCAAUAUGUAUGAUUUCAACAGACUCAUUUACAACCAGCAUCCUGGGUUCCAUGCUGCUUGAGGUAAGACAAAGGCCAUGGAACUGAAGUCUCAUAAAAAGUUCUGUGGCAUCAGUUUUGGUAAUCCAAGGAAAACAAUGUUAGCAUACUCUUUUGAGUGUCUGUCAUUCUUGAUAUUUGCCAACUCUAAAAACAAUCUUCAAAGAGCACAAUUAUUCACAAGAAUAAUAGGAGGGAUUAUUAAAAAUCUGUACAAUUGCUGAAGUUCCUAAAAUUACAUAUUAUUUUAUCUUCACACAUAGAAAUAUUCCAACUUCAGUAGUUUCCUUGAACAAUGAAUUUCCAUGCAUAUCAGACUCCUAGAAAAAUAAAAGCAUGCCCUUGGCUUUGAAUUAAUUUAAAUGGAGGACAUAUGACUCAGUCUCUUUGGCCUAGACUAAGACUUGAUUUCAAGUAUACAUCUAGGUAUUAUAAAUGACCAAGAGCUGACUUAGAUUAUAGAUAUUCUUUAUUAGUAAAUAGCAUUUACUACCAACUACAGAGAAUGAAUAAAAAUUGUCUUUACUUAAGAGUAUGUUCGUGAAAAAUGAGUUUGGACCAAGUAACUUGCCUAUGCACACACCAGACUUGAUUAUAAUUCCAGAUAUGUGUACGUUGUAUUUUGUCACACAUACUCUGGCACAGACAAACACAGAUAUACACAAAUACAUACAGAUUAUAAUCAAACAUAACAUAAUUUUUUAACAAAAACACUUAUAUUAGUUGAUAAUUUAAUUUAAAGAAGAAUACCAGAGCUAGACAGAGGAACAUGCCUGUAGCGGUAGAACUUGAGAGGCAGGAGGAUCAGUACUUCAGUCUAGCCAGGUCUAUACUGUGAGCUCAAGGCUACCCUGGGUUAAAUAAUGAGAUCCUAUCUCAGAAAUCUAAACCAUAUCACAAAAAUAGCAUCCUUCAUAAAUGUUUGGAAAAUGUUACAAAACAUUUGAAAUUGUAGUAGUUCACCAAAUAAAAUGUUUUUAUGAAAUAUUAUAGAUUGGGACUUCAAUAUUCACAAUGUGUAAUACUUUCCGUCUUCACUUCUUCGUCCUCUGCAAGUCUAUUAUAUGUCUAUUAUAUUUCACUUGAUCUUCUUGUGAAGAUGAACAAUUUUCAAUUAUUGACAUUAUGCUCUAUACAUUUGCUUUCACACUCAGUUUUCUCUCUGACUAUUCAAUUUAUAGAUGCCUCGGGAGCAUCUACAGCCAAGCACAGUUGCAGUGACACAAUUACCUAACUUACAUGAUAGAAAGAGAUUCUUAAUCUGUUAACAAAAUAUGAAUGCAAUGGAGAAGUAACUGGAUGCUAUUAUCUUGAAUGUGGACACUUUCUUACAGUGUUUGAGCAGUCAACUUUGUCAUAUUUGUUAUGUGGGUGCUGGAAAAAAUAGACAUAAUGAAGCAUUAGGUUGGAAUUUCCUAUCUAGGAAAGAGGAUUUCGUUUGCUUGUUUUGUUACUUUUGCCAUUAAUGAUGUCUGCACAGAACCUGUGCUUUCCUCUGAACGUAUGAUUCACACAUGGAUAUGCAAUUAGCUCCUAGGAAAUAGACACUGAGGUAAAUGGACUUGCCUUAACUUCUAAAGAUGGACUAAAAUAGAAGUAAACUCUGAGAGAAUCCACAAAAAGAGAUUCUUGGGAAAAAGAAAUAGGGAGAAGACACGUUUGGCUCUCUCCCGGCCGCCGAUCUGCUGCGGAGCACACUCACGGGGCAGUGUGGGCCUCUCAUAGAGAAAUGAUGCUGUGCCAUAAGCUCAGACCUUGUCUUUCCUGAGUCCUGGGAGCACAAGGGCUACACACAGGCUUCAAGUGUCGGUAUGUUUCGGUGUAGUUUUUGUUCUGCUGGCAGUUCCAGACACUUUAUGUUACAAGUCCUACAAAGAAAAAAAAAAAAAAAACUGAACUAAAAUCCACCUGUGGCAGGAAAUCUGAAGAGUGAGAGGAACAAGGGAAAGUACUCAAAUAAAUUCACUUUUGCAUUUGCUUUCCUGUCAACAACAGUGAAGGACCAAUAUAGCAAAUACUUCUGCCAUUACCACUAUGUCUCCUUCUUACUACAGUCUUGUGAGCACAGAGAAUGGGGAGGCAUCCUUUAAAAGCCUUAGGAUAUUCUAUAUGAUAACCUCAAUGUUCGCUUUCAGCCAUAAUGGGAAAACUCAAAUUUCACAGAACACCACCUAACAGAGAAUGUAUCAGAACAGAAUAUAUUUGGCAAGACAUGCGUGUUUAUGCAUGCCCUCAUGCAUGCAUAUGUGAGCACGUGUGCAUGCACGCGAGCGCACGUGAGCGCGUGCACACACACAUACACACACACACACACA